Molecule: messenger RNA, 2045 nt
Organism: Echinops telfairi (small Madagascar hedgehog)
Lineage: Eukaryota; Metazoa; Chordata; Mammalia; Afrosoricida; Tenrecidae
Gene: PPP2R1A
Product: protein phosphatase 2 scaffold subunit Aalpha
Exons: 14
Coding region: 31-1638 (535 amino acids)
Biological process (GO): protein dephosphorylation
Cellular component (GO): protein phosphatase type 2A complex; cytoplasm
Molecular function (GO): protein binding; protein phosphatase regulator activity
Source: RefSeq, a predicted model, not a curated record
GCAGUCUGACAGGAACGGGACAGAGCCAAGAUGGCGGCCGCCGACGGCGACGACUCGCUCUACCCUAUUGCGGUGCUCAUAGAUGAGCUCCGCAACGAGGAUGUUCAGCUUCGCCUCAACAGCAUCAAGAAGCUGUCCACCAUCGCCUUGGCCCUUGGCGUCGAGAGGACCCGCAGUGAGCUCCUGCCCUUCCUGACAGACACCAUCUACGAUGAGGAUGAGGUCCUCUUGGCCCUGGCGGAGCAGCUGGGAACCUUCACCACGCUGGUGGGAGGCCCAGAGUUCGUGCACUGCCUGCUGCCGCCCCUGGAGUCGCUGGCCACGGUGGAGGAGACGGUGGUACGGGACAAGGCGGUGGAGUCCCUGCGGGCCAUCUCGCACGAGCACUCUCCUGCAGACCUGGAAGCCCAUUUCGUGCCACUGGUGAAGCGGCUGGCAGGCGGUGACUGGUUCACCUCCCGCACCUCGGCCUGCGGCCUCUUUUCUGUCUGCUACCCCCGGGUGUCCAGUGCAGUCAAGGCAGAGCUCCGACAGUACUUCCGGAACCUGUGCUCAGACGACACCCCCAUGGUGCGGCGGGCCGCAGCCUCCAAGCUGGGAGAGUUUGCCAAGGUGUUGGAGCUGGACAACGUCAAGAGCGAGAUCAUUCCCAUGUUCUCCAACCUGGCUUCUGAUGAGCAGGACUCUGUGCGGCUGCUGGCGGUGGAGGCCUGUGUGAACAUCGCCCAGCUCCUGCCCCAGGAGGACCUGGAGGCGCUGGUGAUGCCCACCCUGCGCCAGGCUGCUGAGGACAAGUCCUGGCGAGUCCGGUACAUGGUGGCCGACAAGUUCACAGAGCUCCAAAAAGCAGUGGGGCCUGAGAUCACCAAGACAGAUCUGGUCCCCGCCUUCCAGAACCUGAUGAAGGACGUCAUCAUGGGCCUCUCGCCCAUCCUGGGCAAGGACAACACCAUCGAGCACCUCCUGCCCCUCUUCCUGGCGCAGCUGAAGGAUGAGUGCCCCGAGGUGCGGCUGAACAUCAUCUCCAACCUGGACUGCGUCAACGAGGUCAUCGGCAUCCGGCAGCUGUCCCAGUCGCUGCUCCCCGCCAUCGUCGAGCUGGCCGAGGACGCCAAGUGGCGGGUGCGGCUGGCCAUCAUUGAGUACAUGCCCCUGCUGGCGGGACAGCUGGGGGUAGAGUUCUUCGAUGAGAAGCUCAACUCCUUGUGCAUGGCCUGGCUGGUGGACCACGUCUACGCCAUCCGCGAGGCGGCUACCAGCAACCUGAAGAAGCUGGUUGAGAAGUUUGGGAAGGAAUGGGCCCACGCCACCAUCAUCCCCAAGGUCUUGGCCAUGUCUGGGGACCCAAACUACCUGCACCGCAUGACCACGCUCUUCUGCAUCAACGUCUUGUCUGAGGUCUGUGGACAGGAUAUCACCACCAAGCACAUGCUGCCCACCGUCCUGCGAAUGGCUGGAGACCCGGUUGCCAAUGUCCGCUUCAACGUGGCCAAGUCCCUACAGAAGAUAGGCCCCAUCCUGGACAACAGCACGCUGCAGAGUGAGGUCAAGCCCGUCCUAGAGAAGCUGACCCAAGACCAGGAUGUGGACGUCAAGUACUUUGCUCAGGAGGCUCUGACUGUUCUGUCUCUGGCCUGAAGCUGAAUGAAGAGCCCACACUGGCCUUGGGUGUCUGCCUACCCGUGCCCCUCCCUCGGGGAGGCAGUCGGGGGCCGUUGGCUGCCGCUCCCCGUGCAUGGUCUGACCCCAGGCCCCUUCCCCCAGCACGACUCGUCCCCUCCCCAGCCCGGGACGACUCCCAGGGGGGCUGGGUGAACACGAGGCAGGACAGGUGAGACCCUGGGAGGCAAGGCCCCGCCCAGCCAGGGAGAGACUCAAGCUUCCCAGGUCCCUGGCUCUUGCUGCUGCACCAAGGACCCUCUCCUGUCAACUUCUCCACCUCCCUCCCCUCCGUGAUUUUUGUGUGUCAAUUGCGUUGUUUUUAUUUUAUUCUCCCCCUCCCUCCCUCCCCCUUUUCACAGACAAAUAAAGGUCUAGAAAUAGCC